CCAAAGCCGGUCUACGGAUACUACAUUAGAAAUUCUUUGAUCAUGCCUUUGCCAUCCUAGGAAAUGCAAAUUUGCAUACAGUUCAGCGAGCUACAGUUGCCAUAGAAACGGAGCAUAGCCUGUAAAGGCUCACAUUUUGUGGCUGAUAAAAAUAUUGGGACAUUAAUUAAUCAGUUUGUCAAAAAUGGAGGAACGCUAUGCCUUUCUUACUGAGUGGUAUGACCCUACUGCAGCUCUCCUGCGGCGCUACCAACUGUUCUACUACCCCAAAGAUAGCUCAGUGGAAAUGUUUGAUGUAAAAAACCAGCGGAUAUUUUUGAGAAGGACCAAAUAUGAGGACCUCCAUCAAGAGGACCUGUUCGUUGGGAAUCGAGUGAAUGUCUUCUCACGACAGCUUAAUCUGAUUGAAUACGGAGAUCAGUACACAGCAAACAAACUUGGCAGCAAAAAAGAAAGAACUCUUGCUGUGAUAAAGCCAGAUGUAAUCACCAAGAUCGGAGAUGUCCUUGAGUUGAUAUACUCCUCCAACCUGAUCGUGACCAAAGCCAAAAUGGUAACACUUACAUGGAAGCAAGCAGCAGACUUUUACGUGGAACAUCAGUCAAAGCCUUUCUUCAAUAACCUGGUGCAGUUUGUGUCCUCGGGCCCUGUGGUUGCCAUGGAGCUGAUGGGUGAUGAGGCCAUGUCUACCUGGAGGAGGCUCCUGGGACCUGCAGACUCUGCUGUGGCGCGGAAGGAGGCACCGCAGAGUAUCCGUGCCCAGUUUGGAACAGAUGGCAUAAAAAACGUUGGUCAUGGCUCCGACUCAUUUGCUGCAGCAGCAAGAGAGCUUGAAUUUUUUUUCCCAUCCACAAUUGGCCACGGUCCCUCUAAUACAGCCAUCUUAACAGACUGCACAUGCUGCAUCAUCAAACCUCAUGCCAUAUCAGAAGGUCUGACUGGAAAGAUCCUGAACUCCAUAUCUGCAGCUGGAUUUGAAAUCUCAGCCCUUCAGAUGUUCAAUGUGGACCGGGCCAAUGCAGAAGAAUUCUAUGAAGUGUACAAAGGUGUUGUCGCAGAGUAUCCUAGUAUGGUGACUGAGCUGUGUUCUGGACCCUGCAUGGUCCUAGAGAUCCAUGGCACCGACGUACCGCAGUCAUUCAGGGAACUCUGUGGGCCUGUCGAUCCUGAAAUUUCACGGCAUCUUCGGCCAACCACAUUACGUGCUCUUUAUGGCAAAGACAAAGUGAAAAACGCAGUCCACUGUACAGACAUGCCUGAAGACGGUGUCCUGGAGGUGCAAUAUUUCUUCAAGAUUUUGGACUGGUGAAUGGAACAAGAAAACAUGUAACUACAUAUUCAAAGACUUCACAGUUGUCUCAUGUUUCGGUUUAUUGUUUCAGCCUUAUUCAGAUUAAAUAAAGUGACAAGAGCAGA
Perca fluviatilis (European perch) is the source of this 1416-nucleotide messenger RNA. RefSeq names its product NME/NM23 family member 7 (gene nme7). Gene Ontology annotation, molecular function: ATP binding; nucleoside diphosphate kinase activity. NCBI's taxonomy places the organism in Eukaryota, Metazoa, Chordata, Actinopteri, Perciformes, Percidae. The record is from RefSeq and is a predicted model, not a curated record. The transcript is spliced from 12 exons. Gene Ontology annotation, cellular component: centrosome. Bases 185 to 1309 code for a protein of 374 amino acids. Gene Ontology annotation, biological process: GTP biosynthetic process; UTP biosynthetic process; CTP biosynthetic process.